Echinops telfairi (small Madagascar hedgehog) is the source of this 1074-nucleotide messenger RNA. RefSeq names its product C-X-C chemokine receptor type 2-like. Gene Ontology annotation, biological process: neutrophil chemotaxis; immune response; G protein-coupled receptor signaling pathway. The transcript has a single exon. The record is from RefSeq and is a predicted model, not a curated record. Bases 1 to 1074 code for a protein of 357 amino acids. Gene Ontology annotation, molecular function: C-X-C chemokine receptor activity; interleukin-8 binding. Lineage: Eukaryota; Metazoa; Chordata; Mammalia; Afrosoricida; Tenrecidae. Gene Ontology annotation, cellular component: membrane.
AUGGGAGAACUCAACUUUGCGAAUUUCAACUUUAAAGAUUACUUUGAAGACUAUAAUGACAGUUACAGCACAGGUAUGCCCGAUUUUGGACCAGAUGCAAGCCCAUGCCAGCCAGGAGCACUUCAAAUCAAUAAGAAUGCUGUGAUCACCAUCUAUGCCCUGGUGUUUCUGCUGAGCCUGCUGGGAAAUUCUCUGGUGAUGCUGGUCAUCAUACACAACCGGGUCAGCUCCUCUGUCACAGAUAUCUACCUGCUGAACCUGGCCAUGGCUGACCUGCUCUUUGCCCUGACGCUGCCCAUUUGGGCUGCUUCCAAGAAGAACGGCUGGACUUUUGGCACACCCCUAUGCAAGGCGGCCUCACUCGUGAGGGAAGUCAACUUCUACAGUGGGAUCCUACUACUGGCCUGCAUCAGUAUGGACCGCUACCUGGCCAUUGUCCACGCCACACGCACACUGAUCCAGAAGCGCCACUUGGUCAAGUUCAUCUGUCUGGCCAUCUGGACACUGUCCCUGAUUCUGUCCUUGCCCGUGGUCCUCUUCCGCAAGACCGUCCACCCAUAUUCAUCCAGCCCAGUCUGCUAUGAGGACAUGGGUAACAAUACAACAGAGGGGAGGCUGGUGCUCCGGUUCCUGAUCCACAUCGUUGGCUUCAUGCUACCACUGCUGGUCAUGCUGUUCUGCUACGGAUUCACCCUGUGCACACUGUAUAAGGCCCACAUGGGGCAGAAGCACAGGGCCAUGAGGGUCAUCUUUGCCGUGGUCCUCAUCUUCCUGCUCUGCUGGCUGCCCUACAACCUGGCUCUACUCACAGAUACCCUCAUGAGGAUUGGGGUGAUUCAAGAGACCUGUGCACGUCGACAGGACAUUGACCAUGCUCUGGUAGUCACUGAGAUUCUAGGCUUCCUCCACAGCUGCCUCAACCCCAUCAUCUAUGCUUUCAUUGGUCAAAAGUUUCGACACAAACUCCUCAGGAUCAUGGCCAAUCAUGGCCUGAUCAGCAAGGACUUCUUGGCCAAGGAUGGGAGGCCUUCAUUUGUUGCUUCCUCUUCUGGGAACACUUCUACAACCUUCUAG